AUGAAUGUUUACGACGAUGUAUUGGAUGCUACAGUUGUAUCGCACAGUGUAGCAGGUCACUUUACUACAGAUGAGUACACAGAGCUCAUAACGGCGAGAACGAAUAUUAUUAGUGUUUACAAAGUUGAGAAUGAUGGGAGACAUCUUCUACUAACUAAUGAAUUCAAUUUUAGAGGAAAAAUUAAGGAUAUUGCAUUGAUUGCAUCCAACGAAAAUAAUGGAGAAAAUGCUAAUGAGAAUGAUGAUAAAGAAAGUAGCUUACAUCCAAACCUUGAUUAUAUGCUUAUAUCUUCAGGAAUUGCCAAAUUGUCCAUUGUACGAUUUGAUAUGGAGAGUAAUAAUUUAGAGACAAUUAGUCUUCAUUACUAUGAGGAUAAAUUAAAAGCUACGUCAUUAGUGGAAUUGUCCCAUGAUUCUCGAUUAAGAAUAGAUCCUAAUGGGAAAUGUUCAUUAUUAUUUAACAAUGAUAGUGUAGCCAUUUUACCGUUUGUGGAAGAUGAAAGAUUGGAAGAAGAUGAAGACGUAUAUAUGGGUGACAUUGGUGAAGAAGAGCAUGAUCAAAAGCGUAGAAAGACACAGUCACAGCAUUCGACUAAUUUAACAGAGCCUAGUAUAGUGCUACCUUUGAAGGACCUAAAUAAUGAGAUACAAAAUGUAGCAGAUAUUCAAUUUCUAAAGAAUUACACAAAACCUACGAUUGCAAUCCUAUAUCAACCUCGAUUGACGUGGGCAGGUAGUUUAAAACUUUCAAAGACACCUACUUGUGUUAUGAUCCUGACAUUAGACUUGUUUAGUGCAAACGGUAAUACAAAAGUGGAACCAAUUAUGAUUGCUAAAUUGCAAAAUUUACCAUGGAGCUGGAAUAGAAUUGUACCGACUGAGAAAGGUACCGUCAUUAUUGGGGUUAAUGAGAUUGCAUAUAUUGAUAACACUGGUGUUUUACAGAGCGUCAUUUCUUUAAAUUCUUAUUCAGAUAAAUCUAUAAUCAAGAGUAAGAUAGUAGAUAAUUCAAAAUUAGAAUUGAUAUUAAACCGGGAUUCCAUGGUAACUUACUGGUCAUCUACAAAACUAAAUAACAUUGAUGGAAAUAACAAUGAUAAUAAUGAUCUUUUGGUCUUAAUGACUGAACACUCUGAUUUAUAUUACAUACAGCUUGAGUUUGAAGGGAAAUUAUUGACUACUUUUGACAUUAUAGAAUUACCAAUCGCAAAUAAUAUUUUUAUCAACAAUUUGGGACCAACGUGCAUUUCAAGUGUUAAUAACAAUUCAAGUUCCGUUGCCGCUCUAGAUAUAUUUAUUGGAUUCCAAUCUGGUAAUGCUUCGUUAGUUCGUCUGAAUAAUAUGAAAUCAACGAUUGCCUCAAGAUCGUCGCAUACUCACACUAUUGAUGAUGAUGAUAAUAUAUUUAGUGAAGGGGACGACAAUGAUGACGAUGAUGAGGAUUUAUAUGCGGACGAUAUUCACUAUAAUAAAAGUAAAGACAAAUCAAAGGAAGAAAUCGUCGAAACGGUUGAACCGUUCGAUAUCGAAUUGCUGUCGUCAUUAACAAACAUAGGACCAUUGACCUCUGUAACAAUUGGUGCUGAUUCAUCUAUUGAACCGCGUGUUAAAGGUUUGCCUAACCCAAGUAAUGGUGAAAUGUCUAUAGUUGCAACAUCAGGAAAUGGUGUUGGUUCGCACUUAGUUUCUAUUCAACCGAGUGUACAUCCAGAGAUUGAGUUAGCUCUAAAAUUCAUUAGUAUUACACAAAUUUGGACAUUAAAAUUUAAGAAUAAAGAUAAAUUUCUGAUUACUACAGAUUCUUUUAAAUCCAAGAGUGAUAUAUAUGAAAUUGAAAAUAAUUUUGCACAAUUUAAAGAAGGUAGAUUAAGAAGAGAUGCUACCACAGUUUAUAUUUCAAUGUUUGGAAAUGACUCCAGAAUUGUUCAAGUCACUACUAAUCAUUUAUACUUGUACGAUUUGGAUUUCCGUAGGUUAACCACUAUUAAAUUUGAUUAUGAAGUGGUUCAUGUGUCAAUAAUGGAUAAUUAUAUAUUAAUAACGGUAUCAAGGGGUGAUAUUAAAGUUUAUGAAUUAGAGACAAGACAGAAGAAAAAACUUUUUAAAGUUAAUUUACCAGAAAUUUUAAAAGAGAUGGUUAUAACAUCUGGUCUAAUACUGAAAAGUGAUAUGUGUAACGAAUUCUUAAAUUUGAAGGAUAAGCAAGAAGAACAGUUACUAUUUACUUUUGUCACUGCUGAUAAUCAAAUAAUUUUUUUCACUAAAGAUCAUAACGAUCGUAUCUUUCAGUUGACAGGUGUUGAUGAUUUACAGGAUAAUUUAUAUGUGAGCACGUAUCAACUCCCUGAGGAGGUCAUUCCAGAUCCAUCCAUUAAACAAGCAAUGUUGAACACAUUAGGUAAUAAGAAUAAAGAAAUAUUUUUAACAAUUUUAACUUUUGGAGGUGAGGUCUAUCAAUAUAAAAAAUCAAGCAAAAGAGCAAGUAGAUUCUAUAAAAAUGCCUGUGGGAAUAAAUUACCAAUUGUUGGUGCACCAAAUAACGCUUAUGCAAAGGGUGUAACAGGAAUUGAAAGAAUAAUGCAUUACAUUCCUAACUACAAAGGGUAUUCAUGUAUCUUCAUUACCGGUAACGCGCCUUACAUCAUCCUAAAAGAAGAUGAUUCUGUACCUAGACUAUUCAAGUUUGCGAACAUACCAUUAGUGUCAUUAACCCCUUGGGGUAAGAGGUCCGUCAUGUGUGUCGAUCAUAUGAAAAAUGCAAGAGUGUAUACUCUGGAUGAUACCAGUAUUUAUUACGGUAAUAAGCUACCUCUAAAAUCGAUUACAAUCAAUAAUGUUCUUCAAAAUUUUAUGACUUUUAAUAAUAUUACUUACCAUGAAAAGUCCCAAAUGUUUGUAGCCUCUUAUACAAAGGAAAUAGAAUAUGUUCCAAAGAGUGAAAAUGAUGAACUAAUUGUUGGCUGCAUGGACAGCGCCCCUCAUGCGAAGGGAUUCCAAAGUGGUGUAUUGCUGAUUAACCCAAAGACAUGGGGUGUUAUUGAUCAAAUAACUUUAGAGGCUAAUUCUUUAGUCAACGAUCUAAGAUCAAUGAUCAUUCAAGUUGACUCUAAGACAAAGAGAAAUAGAGAAUAUAUCGUGUUUGGUGUAGGACAAGUCGGUACAGAGGAUCUUCCAGCAUCAGGAUCAUUCCACAUGUAUGAUAUUAUAUCUAUAGGAUCAGAACCUGGUAAACCAGAUGCCACCAGCAAGUUUGAAAAAUUUUUCUCUGAAGAGGUGAGAGGUGCGGUAACAACAGUUUGUGAAUUGAGUGGAAGAUUUUCUAUAAGUCAAAGUCAGAAAAUAUUGGUAAGAGAUGCCCAGGAAGAUAAUAAUUCUGUUGUUCCGGUAGCCUUUUUUGAUACACCUGUUUAUGUGACAGAUUCAAAAAGUUUUGGUAAUUUCUUCAUUGUAGGUGAUUCCAUGCAAGGAUUCCAAUUUAUUGGAUUCGAUGCUGAACCUUAUAGAAUGUUAUCUCUAGGAAGAAGUAUGUCUAAACUUGAAACAGUUGCAGUCGAUUUUCUAGUCAAUAAUGGCAAUCUUUAUUUCGUCGUUACUGAUAGAAACAAUAUUCUCCAUGUCCUAAAGUAUGCUCCGGAUGAACCAAACUCCCUAUCAGGCCAAAGAUUAGUCCACUGUUCAAGCUUUAACUUAUAUUCUACUAAUACAUGUUUGCAACUCCUUCCAAAAAAUGAAGAAUUUAAUGAGCCAAAUCAUGAUGCCAUGUCCUAUCAAGUCAUUGGUGCCCAAGUGGAUGGAUCAAUGUUUAAGGUAAUACCACUUGAUGAGGAUACUUACAGAAGGUUAUAUGUUAUUCAACAACAAUUAGGAGAAAAAGAAAUUCAAUUAGGAGGUUUAAACCCUAAUAUGGAAAGGUUGGCUAAUGAUUUUUACGAUAUCAGUAAUAUCAUGAGACCCGUCCUUGAUUAUAAUGUAAUUAAAAAAUUUGCAUCUUUACCAAUUCAGAAAAGAAAUAAUUUGGGUAAAAAGACUGGUAGGAGAUCAGAUGUAAAUAUCUGGAGGGAUUUAAUUGAUAUAGAAUUUUCUCUCAGAACUCUUUCAAAGUGA
Messenger RNA from Maudiozyma saulgeensis, 4104 nucleotides. The record is from the annotation of a GenBank genome assembly. NCBI's taxonomy places the organism in Eukaryota, Fungi, Ascomycota, Saccharomycetes, Saccharomycetales, Saccharomycetaceae.